Messenger RNA from Lobosporangium transversale, 1164 nucleotides. Its product is annotated as 40S ribosomal protein S6-B. NCBI's taxonomy places the organism in Eukaryota, Fungi, Mortierellomycota, Mortierellomycetes, Mortierellales, Mortierellaceae. The transcript has 3 exons. Bases 286 to 1053 code for a protein of 255 amino acids. The record is from RefSeq and is a predicted model, not a curated record. Gene Ontology annotation, molecular function: structural constituent of ribosome. Gene Ontology annotation, cellular component: ribosome. Gene Ontology annotation, biological process: translation.
CUUCAACAUAUCGUUGAGACAAUGUGUACAUGGCGAAUGCUGCAGCCAGGUGAUUACAGGAUGUAUUUGAAAUAACUGAUCACUGUUGUGCUUUUUAUGGCAUACACAUGUCAUAUUACUAUUACUGGAACUAUAAUAAUGGAUCAUAACUGGAUGGUGCUACCUUUAUACCGGAUUCCAUCCAAUAAUCAUGCAGCACAGGAGUUAUGGAUUGCAAAGUUUUUCAAUUUGAAUGAGGAAUUAUUACUGCAUCGCAACAACUCAAUAGAUUCGGCGUAUCAAAACAUGAAAGAAUUCGCAGCUGAUAGUCCACUUUUACUUCUUUAUUAUCAACAGCUGAACAUUGCCAACCCAGCCACUGGCUGCCAGAAGACCAUCGAAUUCGAUGAUGAGCGCAAGACUCGCAUCUUCUACGAUAAGCGUAUCUCUGCCGAGGUUGCUGUCGAUUCCCUUGGUGAUGAGUUCAAGGGCUACGUUUUCCGUAUUACUGGAGGAAACGAUAAGCAGGGUUUCCCUAUGAAGCAGGGUGUUCUCUUGCCCUCUCGUGUUCGUCUCUUAUUGUCGAAGGGUCAUUCAUGCUAUCGUCCCCGCCGCACUGGAGAGCGCAAGCGCAAGUCUGUUCGUGGAUGCAUUGUCGGCUCUGAUAUGUCGGUCCUUUCCGUUGCUAUUGUCAAGCAAGGUGAGCAGGACCUUCCUGGUCUUACCGACACUACCAUUCCCAAACGUCUCGGACCCAAGCGCGCCAACAAGAUCCGCAAGUUCUUUAACUUGAGCAAGGAGGAUGAUGUUCGCAAGUUCGUUAUCCGUCGCGAGGUUCAGCCCAAGAACCCUGAAAAGAAACCUUACACUAAGGCCCCUAAGAUUCAGCGUCUUGUUACCCCCAUAGUUCUUCAGCGUAAGCGUCAUCGCUUGGCUCUCAAGAAGCGUCGCGCUGAGAACGCCAAGGAGGCUGAAGCCGAGUACAAGGCUCUUCUCGCCAAACGCGUCAAGGAGGCCGCUGAGAAGCGUCAGGAAAUUAAGAAGCGCCGUGCAUCUUCUCUCCACAAAGCUUAAUUACAGAAUGUUUAUGUUGUAUAUAAACUUUCCUAUUGACUUUAGAUAUCUAAAUGAUCCAGAUGUGGAAGCGAACUAAAAGAGUUGGUGAUAUAAGAGUUAAAGAAUGUG